ACUUGUCGUCGCCGAGCAACGAAGGAGCGGCUGGAAUUUGCCCGGAGCGCUCGUUCGCGCGGCCGCCCAGACGGAAGCGGAAGUGCCGGUACCGCGCGAGUAGGAAGUGGUGCUUCUCGGACUGGAGAUGGCCGCGCUUGCUCCGCUGCCGCCGCUCCCCCCGCAGUUUAAGAGUAUACAGCAUCAUCUGAGGACGGCUCAGGAGCAUGACAAGCGGGACCCUGUGGUGGCUUAUUACUGUCGUUUAUAUGCUAUGCAGACUGGAAUGAAGAUUGACAGUAAAACUCCUGAAUGUCGUAAAUUUUUAUCGAAGCUAAUGGAUCAAUUAGAAGCUCUCAAGAAACAGUUGGGUGAUAAUGAAGCCAUUACUCAAGAAAUAGUUGGGUGUGCCCACUUGGAGAAUUAUGCUCUGAAAAUGUUUUUGUAUGCAGACAAUGAAGAUCGUGCUGGGCGAUUUCACAAAAACAUGAUCAAGUCCUUCUAUACUGCAAGUCUUUUAAUAGAUGUCAUAACAGUAUUUGGAGAACUCACUGAUGAAAAUGUGAAACACAGGAAAUAUGCAAGGUGGAAAGCAACAUACAUCCACAAUUGUUUAAAGAAUGGGGAGACCCCUCAGGCAGGCCCUGUUGGAAUUGAAGAAGAUAAUGAUGUUGAAGAAAAUGAAGAUGCUGGAGCAACCUCCCUGCCCACUGAGCCACCUCAGCCAUCAUCAUCUUCAACUUACGACCCAAGCAACAUGCCAUCCAGCAACUAUACUGGAAUACAGAUUCCUCCAGGCGCACAUGCUCCAGCUAAUACACCAGCAGAAGUACCUCACAGCACAGGUGUAACAAGCAAUACUAUCCAGCCUACUCCACAGACUAUUCCUGCCAUUGAUCCCACACUUUUCAGUACAGUUUCCCAGGGGGAUAUCCGUCUAACCCCAGAGGACUUUGCUAGAGCUCAGAAAUACUGCAAAUAUGCCGGCAGUGCUUUGCAGUAUGAGGAUGUAAGCACUGCUGUACAGAAUCUGCAGAAGGCCCUCAAGUUACUGACGACAGGCAGAGAAUGAAGCCUGCAUACAGCAAGCAGUUCCAUGUAUUUUUGGCAUAAAAAACUAACAGUCCGUUUGCCUAUCAACAUCAGUUUUAAGGAAGACUUCAGUUCCAUUGAAUAUAACAGUGCAACCUAUAUAUAUCAGAUUCCUAUCGAAGCAUUCAUCAUCAGCCUCAACCACUUUUCAUUGUCCGUUUGAUGGAUCUGGUCAUCUCUAUGUAUAUAGGGCUGAUGUCAGCAAGACCCUGAAAGUGCCCAUUGAAUCUUCAAAAAAUGAAAACAUACCUCUAUAAAAUGUAUAUUGGGAAUAAGCUUUCUGUCAUAAUUUGCAUAUGAUUAGGGGAAUUUUUUUAAUACUGUGUGGGUAAACAGGCCAUAUUACUUUGCUUUAAAACUCUAAAUUUAACUUCUAAUAAAGAUUGCCAGAAUAUUCUAGAUUAGAGAUACGUUUUUGUUUUCCUCAAGACAAAAAAUAGAAAUGAACGUCCUAACCUGUUAAAUGAAUCUGAAAGACAUUAUGUUCAAAAUUCAGUUUAUUUCGUAUUCAAUAUAACUACAUUAAAAGUUUAAAUUUUUGUGGAAGGAAAUACGGUAAGGUAAAGUAGUAGGAUCACUUUUAGACUUAAGAAUAAUGUUGGUUUCCCAGCUGCUUUCCCUUAUCCAUUGAAGCUUAAGGUGAAUUGGUAUUUGCUUCGUAGGCAGUUUGACUGCAUGUAUUAGAGAAUGAAAAGAAGAUAUUUGUAGCAAUGCCUGGAAACUUGGUGCUUUAAGUUAAGGUUCUCCUCUGCUGCUGUGGAAUAGAUUCCAUAGGGUGGAUAGCUGUGAAUGAUGCAGAAGAUUAUAAGACUUUUAGAUUCCCGGGUUUUACGUUUAUAAGUUUUGUGGGGAAUUACGGACUUACUAUGUCACCUGCAUUUGUGCUGUGUGAAAAAUAAAUACAAGGAUUCUUUUAACUAGUUCAACUUAUUACAGAGCCAAAUGUCUGUCUUGAUUUGCAUGCUAAAACUGUCAUUUUUAACUCAUUAUUUUUAGCUACAAGAAUAUGGAUGUUUCUAUAGAGUAAAAAACAUUUUGUUUUGUUUUUUUUAAGUAAAUUUGACAAUUUUCCUGAAAUUUCUGGUCCAUUUCAUUCAUGCCACUAAGAUUGGAAUGUUUUAACUAAGGAGUCAGCAAGCUGUGGCCCAUGGGCUGGCCACCUCUUGUGUAAAUAAAGUUUUAUUGGAACAAAACCAUA
Lemur catta (Ring-tailed lemur) is the source of this 2269-nucleotide messenger RNA. It is a transcript of the gene VTA1, whose product is annotated as vesicle trafficking 1. The record is from RefSeq and is a predicted model, not a curated record. Gene Ontology annotation, biological process: late endosome to vacuole transport via multivesicular body sorting pathway. Gene Ontology annotation, cellular component: multivesicular body. The transcript has 8 exons. Lineage: Eukaryota; Metazoa; Chordata; Mammalia; Primates; Lemuridae. The coding region runs from base 128 to 1051 and encodes 307 amino acids.